Anneissia japonica is the source of this 864-nucleotide messenger RNA. RefSeq names its product methyltransferase-like protein 27. The record is from RefSeq and is a predicted model, not a curated record. Bases 375 to 857 code for a protein of 160 amino acids. The transcript has 5 exons. NCBI's taxonomy places the organism in Eukaryota, Metazoa, Echinodermata, Crinoidea, Comatulida, Comatulidae.
GAAUACGAAUAAUCUUUAAUUUAUCUUUUAUAAAAACAAAAAAAAAAGCAUCUUCAGUAACUAUAUUGGGUUCAGUCGACCAGAGUCUUGCGACGUAACAGGGAAAAAAAAUCACAAUCUGUUAUUAUGACGUGUUAGAUCUCAUCAUCCUCGCUAAACGUCUUGCGACAUACCGCACCCGACAAGACUUCUCCAAUCGGCCAGUAUGUGGAUAUAUCUUAUUUUUCUUUUAGUGUCCCUCUCAAUCCAUGUGGGUUUUGGUCGUCCUCUUUGUAGCCUGACUUUUCCAUUGAUUCGAAAAGUGCCCUUUGUGUUGGAAUAUUAGACGAAAGCGAAGGAGAAUUUCUAUACCAGUAAAAUCAAUAAAUCUUUAAAUGGAGAUGGAUGCUUCCAAAAAAUUUGAAAACAAGUUGAUGGACAUUAUUCAAGGAUCGAGUUCAAAGAACGAUGUUAUAGAGAAGUUCGAUGACUUGGCCGAUACGUUUGAUGAGUUUUCAAAGGGAAGCGGUUAUACUGCACCGAAAUAUUGCAGCACCCUACUCUCAGAGCAUAUACCUGACAGAAAGGCCAACAUUCUUGACUUUGGAUGUGGGACCGGACUUGUAGGCGAACAGCUGUAUCAACUUAGCUUUCAAAAUAUUGAUGGGUUUGAUUGUGCCCCCAAGUGUUUGCAAGUUGCUGAAAACAAACAGAUAUUCAAACGAUUGUUCUGUGAAUUUUUUUCUGGACAAACUCUGAAUUUAGCCACAGAUUUCUAUGAUGGAUUGAUAUGCGUUGGCGGUUUCUUCGCGUCGGGUUUGAAGGCCAACUGUUUUAGAGAAUGGAUACGUAUCGUUAAGCCAGGUAAACACUUUUAGUAUCCAG